UCGUCUGCCAUGCAUUGGAAGGCACGCGACGUAUAAAAAGGCGGGAAAUCGUUUAACGAGGACCACCUCCCCAGCGCGAGCGCGGAACGAGACACUAUCGCUGGCCGAUAGAGUAAGCGAGAGCAAAUCCCGGAACUACUGGACGAUUCAGUGUCUGUUGUUGGCGUCGGAGAACACUACGAAGAAGAGGGCUUCCGCGGACCGGGCAUCAGAAAGUAUAGGACAAGAGGACACGAGGACAAGAGGACAGGACAAUAUCAGCGGCAAAGAAGAACGUCUCCAUACCUUUUCAGUGACUUUACCAUACCCGUGUCGACAUCAUCAUCAUCAUCAUCAUCACCAUGAGAGCGACCCUUUCCCUUCUUGUUACUAUAUGUGUGCAACUUCCUGCUGCGCUAACAAUACCCGUGAAGAGAGGUGACUUACUAAAAAGACAGUCCGAGACACCAGACGAUGGACAACUUGGUUGCAUCAGCAUGAAACGGAAUGCCGGCGAGUACUUCUACGUGUCGGACGGGUCCAGUGAUGUGUGCGGGAUGUACAUGCUCGGACAGCCGGACACCGUCCUGCAAAUUGAGUUCACCCAGUUCACCAUCGAAUGUGAAGCAGGGGGUCUUAUGGCGCUGGUGGACGGUUGGGAGCUGCAGUCGGAGUUCUUCCCUAACAUUGAGGACACCGGGGACAGUUUCGAGGCCCGCUACAAGACGUUCUGUGGGGUCAACUCGCCGGCGGAAGUGUACGUUGCGUCGCAGAACGUGGCUCUAAUCCAGUUCCGGGUCCCCGAGGCAGGCCAAGGCUUCCGCGUCCGUGUCAGCUACCUCCACAACCCUCAACCGUGUAACGUGAUGUUGAUGCCGAGUGCUGGGGUGGUGACGCUCAAGAACUACGGCGAGAGACGCAACUGCACCGCCUCGAUCAUCUACCCCGAGAACAUCCUCAUGCUGUCCGUCGACAUCGGCGUCACGUCCCGCGGUGCCACGGUCGCCACCGAGAGCGGCCUGUCAGUCAGAUGCCACAACGAGGCUGGCGCUGAUUACGUGGAGUAUCUCUAUGGUAACGGUCUGGACGUCAGCUACAUGGGACGGAAGAGAGCAUUUUGUGGACUUCGAUCGAAAGCAGACCGGCGCAGUGUGACCCUGGGCUGUCAGAACUCUGCAGUGAGACUCGUGUCUAGUGGCCUUUACUACAAUUCGAUCACAUUCUCCCUCUCCAAACCUACGGCCGAGGAGAUCGCCGCCUUUAGCCCCCAGUGUUAAUAUGGCAGUGUCGCUGUCUGUUGGCUCCUAUAUCAGCGGAAGUACAAAAAGGAAGUCAGGCUUUACCGUCCUUGAACCCAUUUCACUAGGUGACCUUGACCCUUGGGUCACGUGAUUUAAGUGGACGAAUGAAGUGAUAUUAUCUGUUAUACUUUCUGAUGAGUGUGGAGAACAGUGACUAAUACGGUGAAGACCAACAAUGACGUAAUUACACAUGAAUGAUUAUUCCUCCACAAUGCAUACGUGACUGGGACGUCUUUGCAUCCGCAUCAUGAAGCCGUCGAUGAUGUUUUGACGUCAUAAACGGGGGUCAAUGAAAUACUCCAUGCACAAAGGACGUGUGCAAAGCAUUGUGACGUCAAAAUAAACACGAUUGUGACGUCACAAAGAUUGCCGUAAAAUGGACUUGCUGUACGAUCGGACAGAUCUUCUCUUUAGUGUGUUACCUCCCCAGUGUUGGGAGUACAUUAAAUGUCAGUAUGAUUAAAGAAAUUCGUAUCGUUUUAAAGUCUAUGUUCGGAUGGGUACUGACUGUUAGAUUUUAAUUAUCACGCUCAUUUCGUGUCUACUAUAACAUUGUGUAAACGUCAUAUCAAUAUACAUAUCGUGAGUUAUAUUAACUAUAUAUCAUGCCAGGAUUCAAGGGAGGCGACUCUACCCAACAGCCCCCGAUGUCACUGUACCUUGUACUUCAUCACGAAGGGAAUAAAGGUGAUUGUACAAA
This is a messenger RNA of Haliotis rufescens (red abalone), 1980 nucleotides long. RefSeq names its product corticotropin-releasing factor-binding protein-like. Bases 342 to 1256 code for a protein of 304 amino acids. The record is from RefSeq and is a predicted model, not a curated record. Lineage: Eukaryota; Metazoa; Mollusca; Gastropoda; Lepetellida; Haliotidae. Gene Ontology annotation, molecular function: corticotropin-releasing hormone binding. Gene Ontology annotation, biological process: negative regulation of corticotropin-releasing hormone receptor activity; hormone-mediated signaling pathway; negative regulation of corticotropin secretion. The transcript is spliced from 8 exons.